AUGCUCGGAGGGCAGCUCGUCUGUUGGCACCUGCUGGCUUUGCUUUUCCUCCCUUUUUGCCUGUGUCAAGAUGAAUACAUGGAGGUGAGCGGAAGAGCUAAUAAAGUGGUGGCGAGAAUAGUGCAAAGCCAUCAGCAGACUGGCCGUAGCGGCUCCAAGAGGGAGAAAGUGAGAGAGCGGAGCCAUCCUAAAACUGGGACUGUGGAUAAUAACACUUCUACAGACCUAAAACCCCUGAGACCAGAUGAGCUACCGCACCCCGAGGUAGAUGACCUAGCCCAGAUCACCCCAUUCUGGGGCCAGUCUCCACAAACUGGAGGACUGCCCCCAGACUGCAGCAAGUGUUGUCAUGGAGACUACAGCUUUCGAGGCUACCAAGGCCCCCCUGGACCUCCUGGUCUCCCUGGCAUUCCAGGAAACCAUGGAAACAAUGGCAAUAAUGGAGCCACUGGCCACGAAGGGGCCAAAGGAGAGAAAGGAGACAAAGGUGAUCUGGGGCCACGAGGGGAGCGUGGGCAGCAUGGCCCCAAAGGAGAGAAGGGCUACCCGGGGAUCCCACCAGAACUGCAGAUUGCGUUCAUGGCUUCUCUGGCAACUCACUUCAGCAAUCAGAACAGUGGGAUUAUCUUCAGCAGUGUCGAAACCAACAUCGGAAAUUUCUUCGAUGUCAUGACUGGUAGAUUUGGGGCCCCAGUAUCAGGUGUGUAUUUCUUCACCUUCAGCAUGAUGAAGCAUGAGGACGUUGAGGAAGUGUAUGUGUACCUCAUGCACAAUGGCAACACGGUCUUCAGCAUGUACAGUUAUGAAACAAAGGGGAAAUCAGAUACAUCCAGCAACCAUGCAGUGCUGAAACUGGCCAAAGGGGAUGAGGUUUGGCUGAGAAUGGGCAAUGGCGCUCUUCACGGGGACCACCAGCGCUUCUCCACCUUUGCAGGCUUCCUGCUCUUUGAAACUAAGUAA
Molecule: messenger RNA, 960 nt
Organism: Globicephala melas (long-finned pilot whale)
Lineage: Eukaryota; Metazoa; Chordata; Mammalia; Artiodactyla; Delphinidae
Gene: C1QTNF3
Product: C1q and TNF related 3
Molecular function (GO): protein binding
Source: RefSeq, a predicted model, not a curated record